AUGUCCUCGCCUAGCAAGACUUUGAUGAUGAGAGGGAAGAAAGCAAAGGUAGUGGAGGGGAAUGCUCAGCUGCUCUGCAGUGAUGCGCUCACCGAGGUCUUCCACAGGCUGCCUGCCCGCACCCUCGCUUCUUGCAGGAUGGUAUGCAAAUCCUGGAUGUCAUUGCUUUCCGAUGUGCAUUUUGUUCACGAGCACCUGAACCGAAGCCAGCAGAAGUUGCUGCUCUUUGCAAAUGACAGAGCAAAUGAUAGGUCUCUUGCCAUGGUGCUCGCAGACGCCAAUGGAUACAUGUACCAGCUGUCUAGGCCCUUGGUUGCUCAGACCCUGUUUGUGCACAACUCUUGCAACGGCCUGCUCUGCCUAGGUGACAGUAAAGGAGCAGUGGAGUUGCUCAACCCGACAACCGGUGAAUCUCUUGUGUUGCCGAAGCCAAUGUACACUGCAGGAAGCAGCCAAUUCUCAUCAUGCAACUGGCACUGCUUGGGGUUUUGCCCGUCAACUAAGCAACACAAGAUUGCACAUUUUUACCCGGGAGCUCAUGCUGGUUCUCUCGAGGUGCUCUGCGAGAUAUACACUAUUGGAGAUAGAGACUGGAGACAAAUUGGGAGUCUCCGUGGGGCACCAAUUGAUAGAGACCUAUGGAGGGCAUUGUUCUUUGUCUGA
Molecule: messenger RNA, 663 nt
Organism: Triticum turgidum subsp. durum (durum wheat)
Lineage: Eukaryota; Viridiplantae; Streptophyta; Magnoliopsida; Poales; Poaceae
Source: the annotation of a GenBank genome assembly